AUGAAAUCAAUGAUUACCUGAACUUCGUAUGUUUUUGUUUAAGUGUACCUUGACCUGAGCUGCACUAUUUAAAGGUGAAGUUGCAGGGACUCACCAUCAGUUCUUCCUAUCUGAGGACAAGAUACGUAAGCUUCUGCAGAUAUGUCUGAAGGCUCAGUUGAGUUAAAACAAAAAACGGCUGUGGAAAACAACGGUUUUGUACCAGACUAUGAUUAUGAUGGCGAGGAUAAGGCGGCCAGCAGAAAAAACAGCCAGACUGAAGCAGCUCAUGUUUAUGCCGUCCAAAUAAACGCAACCUCAUUAGAUCCUCUUACUUUGAAGCCUUAUGCUGGGAUGCCCAAAGAGGUACUUCUUCAGUUUUCUAGAAGACCAGGCUACAGAAUAACUCGAGAGAUCAUUUUUUGGUUGAUCAUUGCAGCUACAUUAGUGAUCAUCGCUGCAACAAUUGCAAUUAUAGCUCUUUCUCCAAGAUGUCUCGACUGGUGGCAAAGAAGCCCUAUUUACCAAGUCUAUCCCAAGUCUUUUAAAGACAGCAACAAAGACGGAGCCGGCGAUCUUAAAGGAAUUCAGGAAAAAAUAAAUCACUUUUUGUAUCUCGAUGUGAAAAAUGUCUGGGUCGCUUCAUUCUACAAGGCUUCACUGAAAGAUUACAAUUACGCAGUCGAGGAUUUCAGGGAUGUGGACCCCACUUUUGGCACAAUGGCUGACUUUGAUAGUAUGAUCUCGGCUCUGCAUGAUAAAGGUUUAAAACUCAUCAUUGAUUUAAUCCCAAAUCACACAAGCAAUAAGCAUCAGUGGUUUCUGUUGAGUAGGAAUCGAACUGGAAAGUACACGGACUACUACAUCUGGCAUGACUGUGUACAAGGAGUACCUCCUAAUAAUUGGGUCAGUGUAUAUGGAAAUUCUGCAUGGGAGUAUGACGACACCCGAAAACAAUGUUAUUUCCACCAGUUCAGGAAAGAGCAACCAGAUUUAAAUCUCAAUAAUCCAGAUGUCUUAACAGAAAUCGAGGACAUUAUAAAGUUCUGGCUAGAGAAAGGUGUGGAUGGAUUUACAAUCAAUGCUGCAAAGUUUCUUUUAGAAGCAAGUAGUCUAAGAGACGAACAACAGGUCAACAAGUCUGGAAAUCCAAAUGAUGUUUCAAACUACGCAGAUCUUUAUCAUGACUUUACAACCACUCAAGUUGGAAUGCAUGACAUCAUUCGUAACUUCCGCCAAACUAUGAACGAGUAUAGCAGAGAACCAGGGAGAUACAGGUUUUUAGGCACAGAAUCCAAUGAUGAAAAUGAUGUGCAGAAAACAAUGAUCUAUUAUGGAAAUUCUUUUACACAAGAAGCCGACUUUCCACUUAAUUUCUACUUGUUUAAGUUAAAUAAAGACAUUUCUGGAACGUCUGUAUCGGAAAAAGUGGAUCUAUGGAUGAAAUCAAUGCCAAAGGGAAAGUGGCCCCAGUGGACGGUUGGAAGCCCCAGCAAUUCUCGUAUUGCAUCACGGGUUGGUAAAGAAUAUGUUAAUGUCUUGAAUAUGCUCCUUUUAACCCUCCCUGGCACCCCUACACUUUACUACGGGGAAGAACUGGGUAUGGUGGAUGGAUCUAUUACGGGAAAUGCAAACCUUUCUGGAGAAUACAUUGAAAAUGAAGUUCCAGAAAAGACACCAAUGCUGUGGGAUUCAAGUACAAAUUCUGGCUUCAGUGAGGCCAACUCAACAUGGCUUCCUGUUGACCCCAAUUAUGAAGAGUUAAACGUGGAAAUUCAAAUGACCAAACCAGAUUCAACGCUAAAUUUAUACCGGGAGAUAAAUAUGCUGCGUAAUAAUGAGUUACCAAUUCACAGAGGGUGGCUCUGUUAUGUGUGGACAGACGAGAAUGUGUUUGCCUACGUGAGGGAAUUGGACGGUUUAAAUAAAGUGUUUAUGAUAGUCCUCAAUUUUGGGAGGGGAUCAACCAUAAAUAUACAACAAGAAAUCCAAGACAUUCCAAAUCAAGCAAAAAUUAGAUUAAGUACAUUACCUGCUAAUAGCGGGAAAUCAAUAAAUACAAAUAGCAUUCAAACACAACAAGGUGAAGGCAUAAUAUUGGAAUACAGAACAAGCAAACAUCUGCAUCUGAUGGAUAGUUUUAAGGAUCGGUGCUUUAUAUCAGAAAAGGCAUGUUAUUCCAGUGCCUUCAAUUUGCUUUAUAAAAACUGCUAAACGUCUUUAGUCUUGUAAUAAAGUGAAAAAACCCACAAAAAAAA
Molecule: messenger RNA, 2237 nt
Organism: Pelobates fuscus (common spadefoot toad)
Lineage: Eukaryota; Metazoa; Chordata; Amphibia; Anura; Pelobatidae
Gene: SLC3A1
Product: solute carrier family 3 member 1
Exons: 10
Coding region: 142-2193 (683 amino acids)
Biological process (GO): amino acid transport; carbohydrate metabolic process
Source: RefSeq, a predicted model, not a curated record